Camellia sinensis is the source of this 1200-nucleotide messenger RNA. NCBI's taxonomy places the organism in Eukaryota, Viridiplantae, Streptophyta, Magnoliopsida, Ericales, Theaceae. The record is from RefSeq and is a predicted model, not a curated record.
AUGGGCAAAGGGAAAAUCAUGAGAAGGACACAUUCAGUCAUUUUCCCCACACCAGCAAUGGGUCAUCUCAUCCCACUCACUGAGUUCGCUACGCGACUCGUCCUCACCCACAACUUCUCAGUCACCUUCAUCAUCCCCAACUUUCGGUUUCCCAUCAAAUCCCAAGAAUCUUUCCUCGAUUCCUCCAUGCCCAAAACCAUUCAACUCUUAACUGAGUCAACUCGUCUCGUCGCCCUGGUAGUCGAUGUCGCUGGCACCGACGCAUUUGAAGUUGCUCGAGAAUUCAAUCUGCUACGGUACAUUUCCGUGCCUUUAUGUGCAAUGUCACUGUCAUUGCUUUUGCAUUUGCCCAAGUUAAACGAAGAAGCUCAAGGUUACAGUGACUAUAAAGAUAUACCCGACCCAAUCAAAAUACCCGGUUGCCUCCCGAUUCGGGGCACACAGUUAGUAGAUGUGAUGCAGAACAGAAACACUCACACUUACAAAUUGUUCAUUUACCAUACCAAAAGGUUCAAUCUGGCUGAUGGGAUUAUCGUCAAUAGUUUCCUAGAUUUGGAACCUGGAGCUUUUAAUGCUUUCGUGGACGAGGAGGAUGAUGGGUCAGGUAAAAAACCGCCCGUAUACCCGAUUGGACCCGUGUUACAAACCCGUCCGACAAGUGGAAAUGAUGAUGAUGUGGAGUGCUUGAGGUGGCUCGAUGAGCAACCACGUGGCUCAGUUUUGUUUGCGUCAUUCGGGAGCAGUGGGACCCUUUCACAGGAGCAGCUAACUGAACUAGCCUUGGGUUUGGAGACGAGUGAACAAAGGUUCAUUUGGGAUAGUGCAAGUGGCGUUCACUACAAUGCACAAAGCAUUAACAAGGAUGAUGACCCAUUUGAUUUCCUACCAAAGGGGUUCGUGGAGAGAACAACAAGCGGGGGGUUGGGUCUAUUGGUUCGGUCCUGGGCCCUACAGAUCCAAAUCCUGAGCCAUGGCUCGACUGGUGGAUUCCUGAGUCAUUGUGGUUGGAACUCAAUCUUAGAAAGCUUAGUCAAUGGAGUGCCUUUAAUUGCUUGGCCACUCUUUGGAGAGCAAGAAAUGCAUACAGAAGUGCUAACUAAACAAUUCAAAAUCGCGUUUAGACCAAAGAAGAACGAGAAUGACGACCUUGUUGGUCGUGAAAUCGCAAAACUUGUGAGGGAUCUUAUUAUAGGAGAAUGA